Messenger RNA from Nelumbo nucifera (sacred lotus), 4489 nucleotides. Lineage: Eukaryota; Viridiplantae; Streptophyta; Magnoliopsida; Proteales; Nelumbonaceae. The record is from RefSeq and is a predicted model, not a curated record.
CUAUUUCCACUUAUUUGAAACAGAAACACAGAAUUCAUUCUCCAGGGGAUUCACUCCCUUCUUUUUCAUCUUCUUCUUCGAGGCAGAAAGAGGGGCUUCGCUCCACCUUCUUUCUCUUCUCUGAGACGCAAGCAAAGCCUUCUUCUUGUCGUUGUCAUUUUAAUCUUAAAUCAGUGUUUUAUCGGGAAGGGAUUAAAUCCAGGGACGAUUUGAAAUAGUCAUUUUUCUGGUUCUUUCAUGUUCUCAGAGAGUGGUUAAGUGGCGCGGUACUGCUGGAUUGAGUGUGUCUAAAGGUUGUGUUUUAGGUGUGGUGCAGGCUGCUACGUUGGUAACUGUAGCAUUCACUAUCCAGGUCUGGUGAUAUAACAUAGCAUACCAGGGUGGUGUUACAUAUAGGCAUUUUCCCCUCAAAGUCACGUAAAAAUGGCAAACAUAGCUAUAAAUGGUAUACUGGAAAAGAUGACGGGUAAGGAUAAAGAUUACAGAUAUAUGGCAACUUCUGAUUUGCUGAAUGAAUUAAACAAAGAGGGGUUUAAAGCUGAUGCUGAUUUGGAGCUCAAAGUGUCAAAUAUCGUCUUACAACAGCUUGACGAUGCAGCUGGCGAUGUUUCUGGAUUGGCCGUCAAAUGUCUGGCACCUUUGGUGAAGAAGAUCAGUGAGCAAAGAGUUUUAGACAUGACAGAGAAGCUCUGUGAUAAAUUGCUGAAUGGAAAGGAUCAGCAUCGUGACAUUGUCAGUAUAGCCCUUAAGACAAUUGUUUCUGAAGUCACUAGUGCAACUGUUGCACAGCGUGUUCUUGUAUCUCUUUCUCCACAGUUAAUAAAGGGUAUCACUGGUGCUGGAAUGAGUACUGAAAUUAAAUGCGAGUGUCUUGAUAUUCUCUGUGAUGUUCUUCAUAGAUUUGGGAAUCUCAUGGCGGCUGACCAUGAGAUGCUGGUAGGUGCAUUGUUAUCCCAGUUGAGUUCCAAUCAUGCUACCAUCAGAAAGAAGUCUGUAUCAUGCAUAGCCUCGCUUUCUUCAUGCUUGUCAGAUGAUCUAUUGGCAAAGGAAACAAUAGAAGUUGUUCGGCUUUUAAAAAGUAAGGGCCUAAAGCCUGAAAUGACAAGGACAAACAUUCAGAUGAUUGGAGCACUAAGUCGUGCUGUUGGAUAUCGUUUUGGACCACAUCUUGGAGAUACUGUUCCUGUGCUAAUUAAUUACUGCACAAGUGCUUCGGAAAAUGAUGAAGAACUUCGUGAGUACAGCUUGCAGGCACUAGAGAGCUUUUUACUUCGAUGCCCUAGGGAUAUAUCAUUGUAUUGUGAUGGGAUUUUACAUCUUUGUCUGGAAUUUUUAAGCUAUGAUCCAAACUUCACUGAUAACAUGGAGGAAGAUACUGAUGAUGAGAGUCAUGAGGAAGAGGAGGAUGAUGAGAGUGCAAAUGAAUAUACAGAUGAUGAGGAUGCUAGCUGGAAAGUUCGAAGAGCAGCUGCGAAAUGUCUGGCAGCAAUUAUUGUUUCUCGUCCUGAAAUGCUCUCAAAGCUAUAUGAGGAGGCAUGCCCUAAGUUGAUAGAGAGGUUUAAAGAAAGGGAAGAAAAUGUCAAGAUGGAUGUAUUUAAUACCUUCAUUGAGUUACUACAUCAAACUGGUAAUGUUACUAAGGGGCAGAUUGGCAUGAAUCAGAUGAGUCCACGGUGGUUAUUGAAGCAAGAAGUUCCAAAAAUUGUGAAAUCUAUAAACAAGCAGCUCCGUGAAAAGUCAAUCAAGACAAAGGUUGGUGCUUUUUCAGUGUUAAAAGAACUUGUGGUUGUUUUACCAGACUGCCUUGCUGAUCACAUUGGGUCACUUGUUUCUGGAAUUGAAAAAGCAUUGAAUGACAAAUCCUCUACCUCAAACUUGAAAAUAGAGGCUCUCAUUUUUACAAGAUUGGUUAUGGCUUCACAUUCACCUUCUGUUUUCCACCCAUAUAUCCAGGCUUUAUCUAGUCCUGUAUUAUCUGCUGUUAGUGAGCGUUAUUACAAAGUCACUGCUGAGGCAUUAAGAGUUUGUGGGGAGCUUGUCCGGGUUGUUCGUCCAAGUUUUGAGGUUUGUGGUUUUGAUUUUAAACCUUAUGUUCAUCCAAUUUAUAAUGCAAUAUUGACACGCCUUGCAAACCAAGAUCAAGAUCAGGAGGUUAAAGAGUGUGCGAUUUCUUGCAUGGGGCUUGUCAUUUCAACAUUUGGUGAUAACCUCCGUGUAGAAUUGCCCGCAUGUCUACCUGUACUUGUUGACCGGAUGGGGAAUGAGAUAACCCGACUUACAGCUGUGAAGGCAUUUGCUGUCAUUGCUGCUUCUCCACUGAAGAUAGAUCUGUCAUGUGUUCUGGGUCAUGUUAUUGCAGAAUUAACAGCUUUCUUGCGGAAGGCCAACCGGGCAUUAAGGCAGGCAACACUGGGAACACUGAAUUCCCUAAUUGUUGCAUAUGGUGAUCGAAUUGGGUCAUCCGCUUAUGAAGUUAUUAUUGUGGAACUUUCAACUCUCAUAAGUGAUUCAGAUUUGCAUAUGACUGCUCUGGCAUUAGAACUUUGCUGCACAUUGAUGGCAGACAGGAAGUCAAUUCCAAAUGUUGGAUUAACUGUCAGAAGCAAGGUUCUUCCUCAAGCUUUAACAUUAAUCAAGAGCUCAUUGUUGCAGGGACAAGCCCUCCAGGCCCUGCAGAACUUUUUUGCUGCCUUAGUCCAUUCAGCAAAUACAAGCUUUGAUGACUUACUAGAUUCUCUUCUUUCAAGUGCUAAACCAUCUCCCCAGUCUGGUGGUCUUGCAAAGCAGGCCUUGUAUUCUGUUGCACAAUGUGUAGCUGUUCUCUGCCUUGCUGCGGGUGAUCAGAAAUGUGCAUCUACUGUAGAAAUGCUGACAAGAAUCUUGAGGGAUGAUAGUAGUACCAAUUCGGCUAAACAGCACCUUGCCUUGCUUUGUUUGGGGGAAAUUGGACGAAGGAAGGAUCUCAGCUCACAUGCACACAUAGAAAACAUUGUCAUUGAGUCUUUCCAGUCUCCUUUUGAGGAAAUAAAAUCUGCUGCCUCUUAUGCUUUGGGAAAUAUAGCUGUUGGAAAUCUAUCGAAGUACCUGCCUUUCAUCCUGGAUCAAAUUGAUAACCAACAGAAGAAGCAGUAUUUAUUGCUUCACUCUUUGAAAGAGGUUAUUGCAAGGCAGUCUUUAAACAAAGCUGGUCAGGCUGAGUUUCAGGAUACUAGUGUUGAGAAGAUAUUGAAAUUACUGUUUAAUCACUGUGAAAGUGAGGAGGAGGGUGUUCGCAAUGUAGUUGCAGAGUGUCUUGGUAAAAUUGCACUUAUAGAGCCUGCAAAGCUUGUUCCUGCACUUAAGAUAAGGACAACCGGUCCUGCUGCUUUCACUAGGGCGACUGUUGUCAUUGCUGUAAAAUAUUCAAUUGUUGAGCGUCCAGAACAGAUAGAUGAGAUUAUAUACCCGGAGAUCUCCUCAUUCCUUAUGCUUAUUAAGGAUCAUGACCGGCAUGUUAGGCGUGCAGCUGUCCUAGCUUUGAGCACAGCAGCUCACAAUAAGCCAAAUCUCAUCAAGGGGCUUCUCCCAGAGUUACUUCCACUUCUUUAUGACCAAACAGUUGUUAAGCAAGAAUUAAUAAGGACAGUUGAUCUUGGUCCUUUCAAGCAUGUUGUGGAUGAUGGCCUUGAGCUGAGAAAAGCAGCUUUUGAAUGUGUAGACACUUUGCUGGAUAGUUGCCUUGAUCAAGUGAACCCUUCAUCUUUCAUUGUUCCUUACCUUAAAUCUGGCUUGGAUGAUCACUAUGAUGUAAAAAUGCCUUGCCAUCUUAUCCUCUCAAAACUUGCGGACAAGUGUCCUUCUGCUGUACUUGCCGUGUUGGACUCUUUGGUUGAUCCCCUGCUAAAAACAAUUAAUCACAAGCCAAAGCAAGAUGCUGUGAAGCAAGAAGUGGAUCGCAAUGAAGAUAUGAUCCGAAGUGCACUUAGAGCAAUUGCUUCCUUGAACCGUAUAAGUGGAGGAGAAUGCAGCCUUAGGUUCAAGAGCCUGAUGAAUGAAAUAAUGAAAUCAUCAACGCUUUCAGAGAAGUACAAUUCCAUCCGCAAUGAGUGAGAUGACGUUUUGGAUUAUGACCGUCACCUUUGCUUUGCUUGGCAAGAAAAGAAAAUGUGCUUUUGUUUUAUGAAAUUAAAUGCUUUCCGGAGAGGCUUCUUUUCAGUGUGAGUUUGUACAAUGCUCACAAUUUACUGGUGUAGGCCUCUUGCUGCUCAUCCAUGUUACAGCUUACGGGUAUAUACAUAAGCAUACAAGAAAAAUGUAAAAUUGAUAUUCAGCUUCAAUGGAAAGAACCAAGAAAUGAGAGCCUAGUUUUGUCGUACAACAAUUAUUGGUGUAAUUUUGUCUCUACAUGGCUGGAUCUUUUUCUUUUUAACCUGCCAUUUUUCAUUUGAACUGAUUUUGUAAUGCACUAUUUUUGCACGUAUUUGACAUGAUAAUAAUUCUUGUUUGUAUA